AUGAAUUGGCACUUCUUGCUUCAAGUUUUCGUUAAGGACCCUGACAAUCACUUGGCUAAUUGGUCAAACUCUUCUUCCAUUUGCAAUUGGGUUGGGGUUAUGUGUGAUGCUCAUCAUGAGAGAGUAAUAGCCUUGAAUCUUGGUGAGAUGGGUCUCAAGGGAACCUUGCCCUCAAAAAAUGGGAAUUUGUCUUUCCUAGUUAAACUUGACCUUCAUAGUAACAACCUUCAUGGUGAGCUGCCAAAAGAGUUGAUUCAAUUACACAAGCUGCAAAUUCUCAACUUGAACUACAAUGAAUUCAAUGGAGAAAUUCCAAUUUGGAUUGGAAGCUUACUUAUGCUUCAACACUUCCAUCUCCGUAAUAAUAGUUUUGGAGGUUUUAUUCCUCCAAAUGUUUCUAAUUUGUCAAAGUUAGAGACAUUAGAUUGGAGAUUUAAUUCUAUCGAAAGAUCCAUUCCAUUUGAGAUUGGAAAACUUCAAUGUUUGAAGAUUUUAUGGAUUGGAGGAAACAAGCUUUCAGGAAGAAUACCUCCAACUAUUUCUAACUUAUCCUCACUUGAGAUGUUGUCUUUGUCUUACAACUCCUUAACAGGAGAUAUUCCAAGAGAGAUUGGCCAUCUCCAAAAUCUAAAACUUCUAUAUUUGGGUGGAAAUAAGCUCUCUGGCCAAAUACCAUCAAAUAUCUUCAAUAUUUCGGAGUUACAAGAGAUUGAUUUAAGCUGGAAUAAUUUGUCUGAAAGCAUUCCCUCUAGUGUAUGUCAUGGACUUCCAAAAUUACAAGGGCUAUAUCUUCAACACAACGCAUUAUCUGGAGCCCUGCCAUCCAUUUGGGUACAAUGCGAAGAGCUCAAAGACAUACAAUUAGAAUACAACUCUUUUACAGGAAAUAUUCCUCAAACAAUUGGUGACCUCACAAACUUGAAAAUUAUACUUCUAGGUGCUAACAAGUUGUCUGGCCAAAUACCAAGGAAUAUUGGAAACAUGACAAAACUUCAAGGGCUAGACUUUAAUGGAAAUAAUAUUGAAGGUCAUAUACCCAAAAGUAUUGGAAAUUUGACCAUGCUUCAACAGUUAAUUGUGGGUUCCAAUAACUUGGAAGGAUCAAUUUCAAAAGUAAUUGGUGGCUUUCAGGAUCUUCAAUAUUUGAAUCUUGAAGGCAAUGAGCUGCAUGGCCUAAUCAUUGAUGAGAUAUGUGAAAUCACAAAGCUUGCCUAUUUAUCAUUAAGCAUAAACAAGUUUUCUGGAGGAAUACCACAUUGUUUAGGAAAUGUUACCUCUUUACGAGAACUUUACUUGGACUCUAAUAAGUUAAUUUUAAAAAUACCCUCCUCCUUUUGGAAUUUGAAAGACAUAUUGAAAGUAAACUUGUCUUCCAAUAUUUUAGUUGGAAAUGUAUCAAGUUUUGGAAACUUAAAUGUUCUUAUAUCAUUGGAUUUGUCAAGAAAUCAUAUUUCAGGCAAUAUUCCAACAUCUUUGGGUGGACUAAAGAACUUGCAAGAUCUCUCCUUAGCACAUAACAAUUUGCAAGGAAAUAUUCCUAAAUCAUUUGGAAAUAUGCUGAGCUUAGUAAAUUUGGUCCUUUUUGAGAAUAAUUUAGCUGGUGAGAUCCCCAAAUCCUUGGAGUCACUUAUCUUAAGUAUAUCAACCUCUCCUACAACAAACUACAAGGAGAGAUUCCAAAUGGUGGAGUUUUUGUAA
Messenger RNA from Prosopis cineraria, 1698 nucleotides. Its product is annotated as probable leucine-rich repeat receptor-like protein kinase At2g33170. Bases 1 to 1698 code for a protein of 565 amino acids. NCBI's taxonomy places the organism in Eukaryota, Viridiplantae, Streptophyta, Magnoliopsida, Fabales, Fabaceae. The record is from RefSeq and is a predicted model, not a curated record. Gene Ontology annotation, molecular function: protein binding. The transcript has 5 exons.